Molecule: messenger RNA, 378 nt
Organism: Clunio marinus
Lineage: Eukaryota; Metazoa; Arthropoda; Insecta; Diptera; Chironomidae
Source: the annotation of a GenBank genome assembly
AUGAAAGCGGAGCAUAUUCUUGUAGAGAUACGGAGGAAACCCCUCGAAAUCGAACUGAAGAGAGCGGGAGAGAAAAAGAUCAUUCUUUGUGAACGACCGGAGCAGUUUAGACGUGUGAUAAAAAAAGCUCAAUUAAAAUUAACAUCGGAAAGUCACAAGUGUCACAAUUCUAAAGUCAGAAAAGCAUCUCAAUCUUAUGACAAAAUCAGAGCAACGUUAAAAAAUAUUUGUCUUACCUUGGUUCUACCACAAUAUUCAAAUUUUUUGAAAAUUGGCUUCAAAAUUUAUAAACACAGUAAGGAAUUUCCGGUUUUAUCAUUUCAACAAUCACGUAAGUCACGGCACACGUCGGAUAAUUCUCAAAAGGAAACACAAUAA